CGUCAAACAAGCAUAGAAAAUCAUAUGUUUUGAAAUCUUUAGAAAUAUCAAGAAAUUCGAAUUUCUUGUUUUUCAGAAAAAAAACAACAAUACUAUCUGUUUUAGACAUUUUGUUUUACGAUUUAUCAUUUAUAUAACACAGUCUCUUGUUUUUGGUAUGUUUGUAUCCUCCUAACCUAGAUAUUAUGGCAGCAGAUAAUAACUGGAGAGAAAAUAUAAAAUCUCAAUUAGAGCAUAGGAAUAAAUUGGAAUCCCAUAAAUUUCAGAAUAUAAUAGCUCAAAACAAUAAAAUAUUUAAGUAUGCCAAUGCUCUCCGAACAGAAAACAAUCAGCUUUCGAAUCAAAUAGAAAGAUUGAAAAUUGGCGAAGGAAAGGGGGGUGGAAGUGACUCACGUUACCAAGAUAAAAUUCAGUUUCUGGAGCAGAAACUUCUGACCCAACAGGAAGAACUAACAGAAUUACAUCGAAGGAAAGGAGAAAAUGCACAACAAAUUAUUGACCUUACUGCAAAACUUCAAGAACAGGAUAAAUUAUUACAGAGUCGGGAUACAAGUAUUGCAGAAAUGACUAAAGAAAGAAUAAGUAUGAAGGCUGAAAUUGGAAUGUAUGAGAAAGCUCUGAAAGAACUGCAGUACCUCAUAGACACUUUAAGAGAUGAACAUCAGGCGCUACAGAUGGCGUUCAAUGCCUUAGAGGAAAAAUUACGAACUACUCAGGACGAGAACAGGCAACUGGUUGAACGGCUCAUCAAAUACAAAACGAAAGAUGUCGAUCGACUGAACGAGGAGAACGACAACUUCCUUAGUGAUGGGCCCAAAAAAAUACUGAGCACAUUUGGUCUUUUCAAAAGGAAAAAAUACCUCAAAGUUCAGAAGGACAUCGAGGAAGCAUGUAGAGAUACUAGUAGAGAAUCAUUUGAUGAAGUUUCAGAGGCUUAUAACAUUCCUUUGCAAGAGACGAUGUUACCUACUAAGUGUGUUGCGAAAAUGGACGCGCAUGACGGGGAAGUGAACGCUGUUAAAUGGAGCCCUGCCGACGGUAUGGUAGCGACGGCGGGCGCCGACAGAAAGGUUAAACUUUGGGACGCGUCUAAAGGUCACGUAGUGAGCAAAGGCAUGCUAGUCGGUAGUAACGCGGGUGUUAUGUCUUUGGACUUUGAUUCAACGGGUUCGCUGAUUCUUGCUGCUUCCAACGACUAUGCCAGUAGGGUGUGGACGGUGUCGGACAUGAGAUUAAGGGUGAGUAUUUUCUGUUAUUGUGCACGUCAAGAGGUACAAUUCAAUAUAUGUAUAUGA
Molecule: messenger RNA, 1295 nt
Organism: Harmonia axyridis
Lineage: Eukaryota; Metazoa; Arthropoda; Insecta; Coleoptera; Coccinellidae
Product: autophagy-related protein 16-1-like
Exons: 8
Coding region: 186-1295 (369 amino acids)
Biological process (GO): autophagosome assembly
Cellular component (GO): autophagosome membrane
Molecular function (GO): protein binding
Source: RefSeq, a predicted model, not a curated record